AGUCGUCGCGGAGCUCAACCCGCACGACGCCACGGGCGGGACGUCGCUGGCCAUCACGCUCCCGGCCGGCAGCGCGCUGCUGUCCGACUGCCACGACGGCGACAGCAUCGCCGUCAACGGCGUGUGCCUGACCGUAACGUCCUUCACGCCGACGCGCUUCAGCGUCGGCGUGGCGCCCGAGACGCUGCGCGUGACGGACCUGGGCGCGCUCGCGGCCGGCUCGCGCGUCAACCUGGAGCGGGCCGUGCGGGCCGACACGCGCAUGGGCGGGCACUUUGUCCAGGGCCACGUCGACGCCGUCGCCACCGUCACGGACAGGCGGGCCGACGGGAACGCCGUCACGAUGCGGUUCGCGCCGGCUGUCGGGGUCGACGGCGGCGACCCCGCGGCCGUGCUCAAGUACGUGGUGCGCAAGGGCUACGUGGCGCUCGACGGGACCAGCCUGACGGUCACGCAGGUCAACGACGCCGAGGGCUGGUGGGAGGUCAUGCUCAUCGUGUACACGCAGGAGCGCGUGGUGCUGGCGCAGAAGCAGGUUGGGGAUUCGGUCAACGUCGAGGUGGACGUGCUGGCAAAGUACGCCGAGAAGAGUAUGGCCGGCUACAUCAGCUCGCUCGGCGCCGCCGGGAACCUCGAGAAGAUCGUCCAGGGCAUCGUGGCCCAGGGCCUCGGGCCAAAGUCCCAGUAGAGGGUACAGCAGGGCUCGGGAGAGGAUAAAAAAAGGGACACACGAUGGACUCUGGAGAAAGCAAGCAGAGGAGGACAAGUGCCAAAGGAACAGGUAUUAUCAGACAUAAGCUCUACACAGUCAAGCACCACCCCAGACCUCGGCGAGCUUCUGGCUGAAUGCCUUGGUGACCUUUUUGCGACCAAGCAGGCUGGCCAUCUGUCCCGAUACCAUCUCGCGCUUCCUCUUCUUGCUGGCCUCGUCGUUGCCGCCGCACGCCUCAAAGGCCU
Gaeumannomyces tritici R3-111a-1 is the source of this 957-nucleotide messenger RNA. RefSeq names its product riboflavin synthase. Gene Ontology annotation, molecular function: riboflavin synthase activity. The record is from RefSeq and is a predicted model, not a curated record. Lineage: Eukaryota; Fungi; Ascomycota; Sordariomycetes; Magnaporthales; Magnaporthaceae. The coding region runs from base 263 to 688 and encodes 141 amino acids. Gene Ontology annotation, biological process: riboflavin biosynthetic process. The transcript has a single exon.